UAUAUACACACGAGUUCUUUGUCUUUAAAAUAUGUCUAAAAAUAUAAUAUCUGACUAUAGAGCAUUUCACAAACUCACUAAACGACUAACCACAGUCGUGGGUCUAUGGCCUUAUGAAAAUCCUUGUAUUUUCUAUCGGCUACUACCAUACUUUCAAAUCAGUUUAAAUUUAAUACUAGUAUUAGCGAUUCUUGGUUUUGUUUGCAAACAUUUUUCAAAUAUUUUUUUAGUGACAAGUAGUUUGAGUAUUAUGACGAGUUUUAUGACUGUUAUUAUAAAGUUAUUUUGUUUAGUUGUAAAUCGAGAAGAUUUGACGGAACUACAUAAAAAUUUGGAUCCUUACUUCAAUGGACUAUUAAAUGAUCCAAAAUUAUCAAAACUCAUUUAUAAAAAAAUUAACAUCUUUAAAUGUUUAUCAUGGGCUUUAUUUACUUGUGUUAUUUUUUCAUCGGCAUUAUGUAUUAUAACUCCAAUAGUUUUCGUAUGCUGUUAUACCAAUGAAAUGAAUAUAAAAAAAUAUCGAUCAAUAUGCCCGAGUGAUCUUUGGAAAAUAUCAUCAAAUAGAUUAUUCUAUCAAAUUUAUUUGGCUUUUGAAACCCUGGCCUCGUUCGAAUCAUUUUUUGUUGCAACGACUGUCGAUUCUUUGUUUAUGCUAUAUGUUUUUCAAAUAAUCGCAAAGCUACGUGAAAUUUCUCACUGCAUUACGCAUAUUAAAGAUAAAAAUGAUGAAAAUAGUGUAAUAUGUAAAUGUGUUUCUCAAUAUGUGAAAUUAAUAAGAUGUCGAGAUUCACUUGAAAAAAUUUAUGGACCUAUUAUUCUUUGGAUCAUGGGAACUAACACCAUUGUAUUUUGUUCAUUAUUAUUUCAAAUAUCACAGAUUAAAAGUAUAUCUGUUAUUCAAGGACUAAUGUUUAUCACGUGUAUUACACUAAAGAUGAUCCAAACAUUUAUAUAUACGUGGAGUGGAUCAUGUUUAACUGAAGAGAGUGAAGAUUAUCGAGAUGCUGUUUAUGCUGCCAAUUGGUACGGUAAUAAACGUUUAAUGACUUCAGUUGUCAUUAUGCUUACGCAAAGACCGUUGACAUUGACACUCUACAAUUUUUCAUCCGUUUCUGUUAGAAAUUUUAUCACGGUAUUCAAUGCGGCAAUUUCUUACUUUUUUUCGUUACAGUCACUUACUAGUGAUGAGUAGAAAUAAUCGUAAGCCGGUCGCCUUCAUGGAGAGAAAUUUAUGGCAACAAUUAUCAUAUUCAUGGAAACGGUUUCCAUAUCGUGUGGCAACAGGUUUUUUUGAAGUGUGGAUUAUAGGAAUGGCACCCAAUAAAUAUGGCAACCAUUCCUAUUUAUAUGGGUUUCAUUUUUAUACAAUAUCAGAAUAGUUUCUAUAAAGUUAUGGUAAUCAUUACCAUAGUAGUAUGGAAACGAUUACCAUAGUGGUAUAGGAAUGAUUACCAUAAUAUCAUGGGAAUAUUUUAGAUAUAUUGUGGAAGCGAUUACCAUAGUAGUAUGGGAACGAUUACCAUAGUGGUAUAGGAGUGAUUACCAUAAUAUCAUGGAAAUAUUUUACAUAUAUUGUGGAAGCGAUUACCAUAAUGUUUAGGGUUUAUUUCCAUAUGCACCUAGCAACAGUUCCAAUGUGAAUAUAGGAUUUAUGACUAUGUGACUAUGGGAACUAUUUCUAUGGUAAUCAUUACCAUAAUUCAAUUAUCAUACGAUAUAAGAAAUAUUACCUUAAUUAUAGACAUUGCUCCCAUAGUUAUAAAAAUUUUCCCAGAAAUUAAGGGCGUAUAUCCCAUAAUUCUAAGCAAUUAUUACCAUAACGUUAUGGGUUGAUAUUUGAAAAAUACACUAGAAACGGUUACCAUAAUUUUCUGUCUGUGACAAUAUUUUUAAAGCUUGACUUAUUACUUGAUUGUAUUUAUAGGAAUUGUAAGUCUGAUAAUAAUUUGG
This is a messenger RNA of Microplitis mediator, 1950 nucleotides long. Its product is annotated as odorant receptor 4-like. Gene Ontology annotation, molecular function: olfactory receptor activity; odorant binding. Gene Ontology annotation, cellular component: plasma membrane. Gene Ontology annotation, biological process: detection of chemical stimulus involved in sensory perception of smell; sensory perception of smell. NCBI's taxonomy places the organism in Eukaryota, Metazoa, Arthropoda, Insecta, Hymenoptera, Braconidae. The record is from RefSeq and is a predicted model, not a curated record. The transcript has 5 exons. Bases 32 to 1192 code for a protein of 386 amino acids.